AUGGCUAAUUCAAAUCAAUCGGAUAUUCUUCAAACUACUCAAAGUCAACUGGAUAUUGGAAAGAUUUUAACAUUCCCCAUAGAUCAUUGGCGCAUUUUGUUAAUACUCUUUGGAGUUUCUUUGAUAAAUAACCAAAUCGUAGCAGUGUUGAAGAUUUGUUUCAAGUUUACUCUUAAAAAAUGGUGCUUAUCUAAACGGAAAACACUUCGUCAGGCUGGUGAAUGGGCAGUUGUCACUGGUGCAUCGUCAGGUAUUGGUCAAGCGUAUGCAGAAGAACUGGCCACAGAAGGUCUCAAUAUCAUGCUUAUCAGUAAUGAUGAAGAACAACUAUCAGUCGUUGCUAAUCAAAUCGCAAAUACCUACAAUGUUCAAACACGAAUUGUGGUUGCAGAUUUUACUAAAGUAAUAUCCAUUCUCAAUGAAUCUGUUAAUCAUAUUAUUUUGAAAUCAUUGUCAUUGACUUAAGUAAUCAGUUCGAUUUGUCACUCAGUAGUGUUUGAAUAGUUUGACAGGAGUUGUGCAUCACUAAUCGCCUUGUUCAUAAAUUGAUAGAUUGUCAGUCGAGUUAUUACUGACACUUGAGUCAUGUGGUCAUGUCAAAAUGAUCAUCAAUGAUAACAUGCAUUUGAAUGUAGAAAUGUGAUUGAAAACAUUCUUUUCACGAAAAGCAUUUCUGUGAUUCACGUGCAUGAAAUAUAUCAGCUUCAUAUCAAAAACAUUUCAUCAAUAUUCCACAACUGUUUAGUAAAUCUCAAAAACACCAUUAGAUCGAGGCGAGUAAAUGUAUGUAUGUAUGCAUCUGUGUGUGUGUGUGCGGUUCUACAUUGCCAUACAAUCUUUCUAGUACUGUGCUCAUAUUGGACUUACAAAUGAUUGUGAGGUUCUUUAUUUGCAGUGUCAAUGUUGUUCUGUUUUCUCCAGUCGAUGAUGUGGAACGGUGAUUAGUCACCGAGUGUCUGUUUUGCGUCGAGGAUUGUGAAGAAACGAGAAAUUUCUAUAUUGUAGACAACUGCUUACACAGAAAUGGUGAAUUUCAGUACAUAGUUUAUGAUAUACAUUUGCAAACACGUAGAUAGACAAUGAACAUUUCACUGUUACCAACAAUUUUAUCAAAGGCAUUCACACACGAUGCACCCAAACUGAAAAACACUGAUUGGAUUUUAGUCACGAAUAUUAGAAACCGAAAUACACAGAAACUUAUCAUCAAAAUAUGCUAUACUAUUUGGACGAAUAGCAAGAUAUUCAGUCUCGCCCACUCAAUGUACAUCGCGUCAGCUAUUGAGAAACAAAGUAGAGAACUUGUCUGUGG
Messenger RNA from Schistosoma bovis, 1309 nucleotides. NCBI's taxonomy places the organism in Eukaryota, Metazoa, Platyhelminthes, Trematoda, Strigeidida, Schistosomatidae. The record is from the annotation of a GenBank genome assembly.